This is a messenger RNA of Stegastes partitus (bicolor damselfish), 948 nucleotides long. Its product is annotated as olfactory receptor 6N2-like. The transcript has a single exon. Gene Ontology annotation, biological process: detection of chemical stimulus involved in sensory perception of smell; G protein-coupled receptor signaling pathway. The record is from RefSeq and is a predicted model, not a curated record. Gene Ontology annotation, molecular function: odorant binding; G protein-coupled receptor activity; olfactory receptor activity. The coding region runs from base 1 to 948 and encodes 315 amino acids. Gene Ontology annotation, cellular component: membrane. Lineage: Eukaryota; Metazoa; Chordata; Actinopteri; Pomacentridae.
AUGGAAAACAACACCUCUCCCCUUUAUUUUAACCUCACAAUGUUCAUGAACAUAGGCAACUACCGCUACCCGGCGUUUGUCUUGUGUCUCCUGCUUUGUGCUUUUAUCGUCUCUGCUAAUCUCGUCGUAAUCGUGGUAAUAGCGCGAGAGAAGAGCCUCCAUGAGCCCAUGUACAUUUUCAUUUUGUGUCUCUCCGUUAACUCCGUGUACGGCUCCGCUGGCUUUUUCUUCAGAUUCCUCAAAGACCUUCUGUCGGACUCUCACUUGAUCUCGAGGCCGGCUUGUUUCACUCAGAUCUAUGUCAUUUACACCUACGCAUCCUAUGAGCUCACCCUCUUAGGAAUAAUGGCGUACGAUCGCUAUGUCGCCGUGUGCCAGCCGUUGCAUUACCACAGCAAAAUAACCAGCAGAAUGAUCUCUAAGUUGGUCGCCAUCGCAUGGAUCUAUCCAGCUUUUUCUGUUGGGACCUGUGUUUAUUUGUCCUCCAGACUUCCCCUGUGUGACAAUAAGAUACCAAAGGUUUUCUGUGCCAACUGGAAUGUAGUGAAACUGUCGUGUGUCUCCACUGCGCUCAAUAAUCUCGUUGGCAUGCUGGUGACCACGAGCACAGUCUUUCUGCCCCUGGUUUUUGUCCUGUACACAUAUACACGCAUUUUCCUUGUUUGCAGGAAACGCUCUUCGGAGUUCAAGAGCAAAGUCAUACAAAGCUGCCUGCCGCACAUUAUUACGUUUGUCAAUUAUUCCAUUACUGUGUUUUGUGAUGUUUCCCUCAGCAGAAUUAAUCUGGAAGAGCUCAAUCCUUUCCUGGCUAUUAUUCUGUCGCUGGAGUUUGUUGUGAUUCCUCCCAUUUUGAAUCCUCUUGUUUACGGCUUGAAGUUACCAGAAAUUAGAAAAAUCAUCUUAAGAACGUUAUCGUGUUCAAAAUCUGCCCAAACUGUUAAAGCUUAG